Molecule: messenger RNA, 2283 nt
Organism: Miniopterus natalensis
Lineage: Eukaryota; Metazoa; Chordata; Mammalia; Chiroptera; Miniopteridae
Gene: DCLRE1B
Product: DNA cross-link repair 1B
Biological process (GO): interstrand cross-link repair; telomere maintenance; double-strand break repair via nonhomologous end joining
Molecular function (GO): damaged DNA binding; 5'-3' DNA exonuclease activity
Source: RefSeq, a predicted model, not a curated record
GGCCUCCCCGGAGCACGGUCACUUCCUCUUUCCUCCGGCCCGCGCGGGUAACUCACUCCUCUCCCGGGCCGGCCGCUCCCCUCGGGGUCUCUGGCCCCGCGCUUGCCCCGGCGGGGCUCUUCCCGGGGCCGCUGUGGGAGGCUCUGCUCCCAUGAGGAUCCCGCGGCCGACCGCGAGCCCGCCGCCAUGAACGGGGUGGUGAUCCCGCACACGCCCAUCGCCGUGGACUUCUGGAGCCUGCGCCGGGCCGGCUCCGCGCGGCUCUUCUUCCUCACCCACAUGCACUCGGACCACACCGUGGGGCUGUCCAGCACGUGGGCGCGGCCCCUCUUCUGCUCCCCGAUCACGGCCUUCCUCCUGCACCGGCACCUCCAGGUAUCUAAGCAGUGGAUCCGAGCCCUGGAGGUUGGUGAGAGUCAUGUCCUGCCUCUAGAUGAAAUUGGGAGAGAGACCAUGACUGUAACCCUGAUAGAUGCCAAUCACUGCCCUGGCUCUGUCAUGUUUCUCUUUGAAGGAUACUUUGGAACCAUCCUCUACACAGGUGAUUUCCGGUACAUACCGUCCAUGCUAAAGGAGCCAGCUCUGAGAGUGGGAAAACAGAUCCAUACCUUAUAUCUAGACAACACUAAUUGCAACCCAGCGCUGAUUCUUCCCUCCCAAAAAGAAGCCACCCAGCAGAUUGUCGAACUCAUUCGAAAGCACCCACAACAUGAUGUAAAGAUUGGACUCUAUAGCCUGGGAAAAGAGUCCCUGCUGGAGAAGCUGGCCCUGGAGUUGCAGACCUGGGUGGUGUUGAGUCCUCAGCGCCUGGAGGUGGUACAGCUGUUGGGCCUGGCAGAUGUGUUCACAGUGGAAGAGAAGGCUGGCCGCAUCCAUGUCGUGAGCCACAUGGAGAUCUGCCAUUCGGCCAUGCUGCGUUGGAACCAGACCCACCCUACCAUUGCUAUCCUCCCCACAAGCCGGAAAAUCCACAGCUCCCACCCUGACAUCCAUGUCAUACCUUACUCCGACCACUCCUCCUACUUGGAGCUUUGUGCCUUCGUGGCAGCACUGAAGCCUUGCCAGGUCCUGCCCAUUGUCAGUCGACAGCCCUAUGGGGACUGCUUUCAGGGUAGCCUGGGCCCCAGUCUCCCGGUGCCCACGAUCCCGGACUCUGUCCAGCAGUACAUGAGUUCCUCCUCCAGCAAACCAAGCGUUCUCUGCCUGUUAGAAAGGAGGCUUAAGAGGCCAAGAACCCAGGGUGUCGUGUUUGAAUCUCCCGAGGAGAAGGCUGAUCAGUUUCAAGCUGACAGGGACUCAAAGAAGGUCAAGAAUGAGGACCUUUCUGGGAACCUUGAGAAGCAGCCCUCCCACCAUCCUUUGCGGACCAAGAAGCAGUUGUUCCCAGACCUCUGCAGCAAAGAGUGGGAUGAGGCUGUCCCUUCCUCUGAAUCCCAGAAGGUGGCGACCGUACUCACUGCCCCCUUGGGUUUUUCAGUUCAUUUAAGGUCUAUAGAUGAAGAAUUUCUCUCUUUGGAAACUGGGGAGGAAAUUGGUGUAAGGCCCCAAUUGGUCCCUAGGGGAGACAGUGAUGGCUCUGCAGUCUCAGGGAAGCAGUGUGCGUGGAGGGACCAGGAUUCACCCCAGUCUCACAGCAGCAAGGCUGUCCCUCUUCUCGCUCCUGAGUUCAGUGGCCUGGCACUAAAAUACCUCCUGACUCCAGUGAACCUUUUCCGGACAAGGUUCUCUUCCAGGGGCUUUGACCAGCAAUUGGAAAAAUAUCAUAAAUCCUUGCUAAAGUCCCGACAGGGGAGAGAGUACAGCCUUGUUUGAGCCAGCACUAUGGUUUUGAAGAUAGUGGCUGAUGGCUGGUAGAGAGUUUUGUUUAGGGCCUUUUCUGUCUUCCCAGGAUCACCCUGGACUCAGUGUAUGUUCAUUGGAAGCCUAGUGCCUAUGGGAUCCUUAGUUUAUAGUUGAAAAACGGGUUUUCAUUCAAACACCUUUACAGUGUGAGCCCCUGUAAGGUUCUAAAUCUGUUUACAUUUGUUAACACAGUAUUUCUGCAACUUUUUUUUGAAUGUUCAGGCCUCUUAGGUGGCUGCAGAAAGAGUUAAAGAGUCCCGUUGUUAUUUUGUGUCUUGUGCCAUUCCACGACCCCUCCUCCCUUUUCCUAGACAGAAGUCCCUGGGAAGUUCUGUUUUUUGAAUUAGGAACUGUGGUGCCAGAGAAUAAAGUGGCCCAGGCAGCUCCUUCCAACCCUGGAUGUCACUGACUUGCUGUGACCCCAUCCAGGCUCCUUCCUGU